AUGAGUGAAUCAAGUAAUAAAAUUUUAAAAGCUGAAAUAGGAAUAAUUAAAAAAGUUGACCUAGAACUAUUUAAAAAUAUUAUAUUACCUUUCAAUGGAUUAGUUGAAGAAUAUAAUGAAGAAAACGAAACAGCUAUAGUGCAAUUUAAUAUAGGUAUAGAAAAAAAGCAUUUAGAAGGAUUAGGAAACUACACAGUGAAACCAAUGCAGUUUGAUUUGAUUGAAACAAAAGAUAAAAAUUUAAGAAAAAGAAAUAUAAAUUUUAUAUAUGAUAGAGUUAUUAUAGAUGAACAUGAUAUUAUUAGCAUUUUUCUGAAUAUUACUUUAAUAGCUCCUGUUAUAUUUGUAUUGUUAAGCAUAUUGAUAUUAUCAUCUAUAUUUUAA
Plasmodium gallinaceum is the source of this 384-nucleotide messenger RNA. Its product is annotated as conserved Plasmodium protein, unknown function. NCBI's taxonomy places the organism in Eukaryota, Apicomplexa, Aconoidasida, Haemosporida, Plasmodiidae. The transcript is spliced from 5 exons. The record is from RefSeq and is a predicted model, not a curated record. The coding region runs from base 1 to 384 and encodes 127 amino acids.